AUGCACCGUUUGGUCCAUAUCUGGCCCCGCGUGGUCUUGGCUGCUUGCCUGGUGGUGGGACUCUACGGCAGUGUCGUGUCUGCACGAGGCUUCGUUACCAACCAGUUACGGGAAUACUUUGUGGCUGCCGUGGAGAUUGAGUGGGACUAUGCUCCAUCGGGGAGAAAUCUCAUCAAGAACACUGACAUCCACGAGGGAAGUUAUGAGGCAGACUUUCUCCUUAACGGAACCCACCGCAUUGGACGCAAAUACAAGAAGGCUGUGUACAAGCAGUACACAGACGCUACUUACACAGAGGAGAUUGCCAAACCGGAAUGGCUUGGUUUCCUGGGCCCGAUACUCUACGCGGAGGUGGGCGACACCAUGUUUGUCCACUUCAAGAAUAUGGCUAGCAGACCUUACACCAUGCAUCCACAUGGCAUGAAGUAUGAAAAGGACUCUGAAGGUGCGAGGUACGAAGACGGGACAACAGGCAAAGACAAGAAUGAUGAGGACAUACAACCAGGCCAGACACACCGCUUCAAAUGGAUUGCCAAUGAAGCUGCUGGUCCGGCAGACCAGAAUGAGAAUUGUCGGCCUUGGCCCUACCACUCACACAUCUCUACACCUCAUGACACCAACACUGGCCUGAUUGGUGCACUGAUGAUCUGCAAAGAUGGGAUCCUGGAUGAAAGUGGCAGACGAACAGAUGUUGACAAGGAAUUUCUCAUCAUGUUCAGCAUUGUGGAUGAGAACCUUAGCUACUUGCUCAGUGAGAACAUUGAAACUUACAUCGGCAGGACAGAUUUUGAUCAAGAAAGCGACGACUUUGUCCGCAGCAACCAAAUGGAUAGCGUCAAUGGUUAUCUCUAUGGCAACCUGCCUGGUCUUGAAGUCUGCGUUGGGGACAAGGUUGAUUGGCACGUUACGGCAUUUGGCACCGAGGCUGACAUUCAUACUAUCUAUUUCCAUGGCAACGUACUUGAAUAUCAAGGUCGUCGUCGAGACUCCCUUAGUCUCACUCCAGCCGUUUUGAUGAGUGCCAUCAUGGUAGCUGAGAACCAAGGAACUUGGCUGCUAACCUCCGCCUCCAGCACCCACUUCAAGGACGGUGCACAGGCUCUGUACUCCGUCUCCACGGAAUCUUGUAGGCAACCACCUGAAGUCGACCCGUCCACAGGCCGACGGGAAUACUUCAUAGCAGCAGAGGAAGUUAACUGGGACUAUGCACCUUUCACUAGGACACACAGCGAUGGUACUAGCUUCACCAAUGAAACAAGCACUUCCUACCCCUUCUUCACCAAGGACGACAAUCGAAUCGGUGGGAUGUACAAGAAAGCCAAGUUUGUGGGCUAUACUGAUGCCACGUUCAGUAGUCCUUCCCCCUUCAAUGACAGCAUGGGCAUUCUGGGACCAGUUAUCAGAGGUGAGGUUGGAGACGAGAUCAGGGUGACGUUGAGGAACAACUUGAAUAGUCACAACAUCAGUCUGCAGCCCCAUGGCGUCAGAUACAACAAAGCUAACGAGGGACAGGCAUACAAUGAUGGCACAUCAGCGGCGGAUCACUUUGAUGAGAUGGUCAUCCCUGGUUCUUCCUACACGUACUCCUGGUCCAUACCUGAAUCCGUCGGUCCUACCAGCCUGGAUCCAGACUGCAUUACUUGGAUCUACACGUCGGCUGUAGACCCAGAAGCUGACGUCUUUGCUGGUUUGGUCGGCCCGUUAUUGGUCUGUAAGAAGGGAAGCCUCAACAGCACCACAGGCAAACAGCUCGGAGUAGACCAAGAGUUCUUUCUUCUUUUCACAACAUUUGAUGAAAAUCUCAGCUGGCUCAUCGAUGAAAGUAUUGCUGAGUACUCGGCCAAUCCUGGGGCAGUUGACAAGAAUGACGAGGACUUUGUGACAUCCAAUCAGAUGGCUUCCAUCAAUGGUUACUCCUAUGGCAAUCUUCCUGGCCUGAUGAUGACCGUCGGUGAUCGUGUCUCAUGGCAUCUGAUGGCAGUGGGCAAGUUCAGUGAUGAGCACGCCGUUUCGUUCCAGAGUCAGACCCUUACACAUAAUUCGGGUCGCAAAGCAUCGGUGUCGGUCUUCCCCGGUGUGUCAGAGACCGUGAUCAUGGAUGCUGAUAUUCAUGGUACUUUUGAAAUUGAGUGCGAAACCAAUUCUCACUUUGUUAAUGGCAUGGAGGGAUAUUUUACCGUCGCCCCUGUGGAAAACACAACAGAACCAGGAGAUGGCCCAGGGGCAGACCGGACUUACUACAUUGGUAUUGUGGAACGGUACUGGGACUAUGUACCAGUCAAAUGGGACCCUGUACGAAGUGAAAAUUUGACUGAUCCAGACAGUACUGGCUUUGUGUUUGUUCACCAAGGAGACCAUUCUAUCGGCUCACGAUACAAAAAAGCCCUGUACAGAGAGUUCACAGAUGAGACUUUCAGUACAGAGAAGGAACGUACCGGUCCCGAUGCUCACCUGGGAGUCCAGGGUCCCUUGUUGCAUAUGGAGGUGGGCGAGAAUGUAGCCGUCGUGCUCAAGAAUAUGGCAAGUCGGCGGUAUGCUCUAGAGCCACAUGGUGUGCUGGUACAUGAAGUUGACGACUCUGUUGAUAAUGAUGAUGAAGAAGGUGUAGGAGCGGGUAGUACCAAAAUCUAUCGUUGGAGAGUCCCUGAACGUGCUGGACCAACGGCCACAGAUCCAAACUGUGUGGUGUAUGCUUACUACUCCAACAUUGACAAAGAGCAGGACAGCAACUCGGGGCUCGUUGGCCCGAUGGUAGUCUGUCGACCAGGCACUCUGGGAGAGGAUGGUCGCCGGCGCGACGUGGACCGGGAGUUUGCCCUUCUCUUCACCGUCUCGGAUGAGAACAAGAGCUGGUACCUGGAGGAGAAUAUUGCAGAAUUCUGCGGGAAGCCUGAGGAAGUGGAUAGAGAAGACGGGGAUUUUGAGGAAAGCAACCUGAUGCAUGGAAUCAAUGGUUUCCUCUUCCACAACCUCCAUCACCUGGACAUGUCCAAAGAUGACACAGUGGAAUGGUACCUGCUGGGCAUUGGGGAUGAGGUUGAUGUCCACUCUGUCCACUUCCAUGGUCAAACCGUCACUUACAGGACCGGUCUUGUUCAUAGGAUUGACGUCUUUGAACUCUUUGCUGGUGUGUAUGGCUCAGUGCAGAUGUAUGCAGACAACCCUGGCAAUUGGCUCAUGCAUUGUCAUGUAAACGAUCACAUACUUGGAGGCAUGGAGGCAUCCUAUACUGUGCUGGGAGACCCCACAACACCCAAGCCCCAGCCCCCACCAACCACCCCUGCCUCUGCAUGCUGCAUAGCUAGCUCCGUCAUGAUUGUGGUGAUAGGGGUCAUCAUGGCCAGGAAAUUUAACUAGGAUUUAAAGGGCACGCACCUGAGCAAUUGAAGCUGAGAUAACAUUGCCACUAGGUCACAAAGUGUUCUUGGAUGUGCUUUUACAAUGUUUUUUUAAAUAUAUUUUUUUGUGACUCGAUCUUGUCUGCAAGAAUAAACAAUUGAACUUCUGAUAUGCCAAAAUACUGAGAACAUGAUGUUAAUAAGGGAAUAAAUGUGUGCUGAGUGGGAGGUGUUAAACACUAUGUUUAAGACUGGUUGGAGUCUGGAAUGCUGAUAAUUACCCGAGCCGAAGGCGAGGGUAAUUAUCAGCAUCUAGACUCCAACUGGUCUUAAACAUAGUGUUAAAUAUCGACCAAACACAUAUUUUAUUCCCUGUUCAUCAAUACCUUUUCAGUCAAAAACCAAAACUUUUCUGUCCAAAAAUCAAAACAAGUCAAAAAUUAAAAACUUUCAAUGAUUUUGUUCAACAAUUUUACUUCAUGUUUUUCGAAACACCCCUGUAGCUUUAUGAUGGAGUGACCAUGCUCACGAGUAAGACAUAAACAAUUCCUAUAAUGGAGAUUGGUACGUGCGUCACAUGUACUGCAUGAUGACGCGCUGAUGCAGCUGUGGUGAGUGCGUUGUGAAUUUAGGACUAUGAAAUACUGACUCACUGGUAGUAUUGCGCAUGCCUACGUGAGGAUUGUGAAUGUUCAACCAAUAAGACGACUUGUUUGGUUUUGUGGAUACAUCAAUGAGUUUAUAUAAUGUGAUAUAGUGUGUUGUCCUAGCAAUUUUGGCAACUGAGGCCUAGCCACUGGAACUUCUAGAAAGUAUUGAAGAUACAUGUUGCAUGUUGUAGAACUCUACAAUAUCAGUUAUACUCAGAUAUCAAAUAUGUUUGUAUAUCGUUUUUCACAUUUGUAGUAUUUUU
Messenger RNA from Patiria miniata (bat star), 4251 nucleotides. RefSeq names its product hephaestin-like protein. Bases 1 to 3357 code for a protein of 1118 amino acids. The record is from RefSeq and is a predicted model, not a curated record. NCBI's taxonomy places the organism in Eukaryota, Metazoa, Echinodermata, Asteroidea, Valvatida, Asterinidae. The transcript has 17 exons. Gene Ontology annotation, biological process: iron ion transport. Gene Ontology annotation, molecular function: oxidoreductase activity; copper ion binding. Gene Ontology annotation, cellular component: plasma membrane.